This is a messenger RNA of Metarhizium album ARSEF 1941, 756 nucleotides long. Its product is annotated as short-chain dehydrogenase. The transcript has 4 exons. The record is from RefSeq and is a predicted model, not a curated record. Gene Ontology annotation, molecular function: oxidoreductase activity, acting on NAD(P)H, oxygen as acceptor. NCBI's taxonomy places the organism in Eukaryota, Fungi, Ascomycota, Sordariomycetes, Hypocreales, Clavicipitaceae. Bases 1 to 756 code for a protein of 251 amino acids. Gene Ontology annotation, cellular component: intracellular anatomical structure.
AUGGCAUCCGCCAAGGUCUUCAUCGUGACCGGCGCGAGCAAGGGUCUUGGCGCUGCCAUCACGCGCUGCCUGCUCGAGCAGUCGCACAAGGUCGUGGCCACGGCCCGUUCGGCCGACCUUUUGGAAGACAUGAAAAAGGCAUACCCGGGUCAAGUGGAAUAUGUGGCCGGAGACAUGACCAGUGCCGAGAUGCCGGAAAAGUUGACCAAUCUCGCCGUCGCAUCGUUUGGGAAGCUUGAUGGGCUGGUCAUCAAUCACGGACUUCUUGUGUCGUCGAGGAUGGAGGACACCUCUCUCGAGACUUUCAAGAACCUCUACAACGUCAACGUCUUUAGCUGUUUGGCCAUGGCCCAAGCAGCCCUUGGUCAACUACGAAAGAGCAAGGGUUGCGUCGUCUGGAUCUCUUCGGGUGCCGCUCUCAAACCAUACAUGGGAUGGAGCGCCUAUGGAUCAUCAAAGGCAGUGCUCAACUCUCUCUCCUCGCAUCUGGCUGUCGAGGAUAAGGACAUUACGAGCAUCACCAUCAGUCCGGGACGAGUUGACACAGAUAUGCAAGUGCAGGUUCGCUCAUCUGGACUACAGUCCAUGGACAAGGCACAAUACGACACAUUCGUCCAGGCCUUUGAGCAGGGCAAGCUCUUGAAGCCUCAUCAACCCGGCAAUGUCAUUGCCAGAUUUGUGGCCAGUCCCAAGAGGGAGUUGAGCGGUCAAAACCUCACUUGGAAUUCGACAGAACUGGCUUCGUAUCAAGAGUAG